Molecule: messenger RNA, 2658 nt
Organism: Arthroderma uncinatum
Lineage: Eukaryota; Fungi; Ascomycota; Eurotiomycetes; Onygenales; Arthrodermataceae
Product: proline-rich protein RiP-15
Exons: 1
Coding region: 1-2658 (885 amino acids)
Source: RefSeq, a predicted model, not a curated record
AUGGACGGCCCUCCGCCACCGCCUCCUCCCCAUGGAGCCAACCCGAGGAGCGAUACUGGCACUGCUGGUGACGGCAGCAGGUACCGGAAGUCUACAGAUUUACCCGAAGGCUCCUACGACAUAUUUAUUAUCCCACCUCAUUCGGCUGGCGGUGGCUUCUUGUAUCUUCCCUCGCUCCAAUGCCAUACGAACAGCUUUCUGGCAGGCGUCACAGUAACAUUGCUCGGAGUAUUCUUAUAUUUCAAUGCCCUACCCACCUUAAAGACCUGGUGUGCAACCGUUGUGGCCCGCGGCGGGAUGAGUGUCUUCCUACUUGCCUUUGGAAUCGGCGUCGUCAGUUGGGCCAUUGGAAAGGCACAGGCAGAGGGUGUCUUCCGUCAGAGAUCUCGCGCAAAGCCUGCCCCGUCAAGUAACGGAAGCGCUCCCCAUGGGCCUCCUCCCGGUCCGCCCCCAGGUGCUCCUCCUCCUGGUGCUCAUGGCCCUCCUCCACCCGGUGGAGCUGGACCGGGACCAGGGGCUGGUGGUGGCUCAUAUCAGAGCUACGGCGGACAUUAUGCUGGCGCCGGAUUCCCUCCUCCGCCUAAUCCAGGUGCUGGGUUCCCUGGCGCAGGAGGGCCGUAUCCAGGUGGUGGUCCAUAUCCCGGUGCCGGUCCUCAGUACCCUGGGGGUCAUCAAUAUAACAGAAGUAGCUAUUCAGGAAGCCGCCAAAGCUAUGGUACCUAUGACUCUCCUCCAUCUCCAGAGCCACAUAGACAUGAACCUCCAAGACCCGAAUCCCCCAGACCUCCACCACCAAGACACGAGCCACCCAGACCCGAGUCUCCAAAACCCCAGCCGCCAAAACAUGAACCACCCAGGCCAGAGACGCCGAAGCCUGAGCCUGAGCCAAAACAGCCCGAGCCAAAGCCAGAACCUCCAAAGCCUGAGGAACCAAAGCCAGAGCCUCCGAAACCGAAGCCACCACAGCCCGAGGAACCAAAACCAGAGCCUCCAAAGCCUGAACCUCCGAAGCCUGAACCCCCAAAGAAAGAAGAACCCAAGCCCGAAGAGCCAAAGCCGGAGGAACCAAGACCAGAGCCUCCAAAACCUGAACCUCCAAAGAAAGAAGAACCCAAACCCGAAGAACCCAAACCAGAACCUCCAAAGCCUGCGCCACCUAAACCAGAACCUCCGAAACCCGCAGAGCCCAUUCCUCAGCCUGAACCGCCAAAGCCAGAACCCCCCAAGCCGGAGCCUCCCAAGGAGGAGCCAAAGCCAGAUGACUGGGAGAAAGCCCGGGAAGAAACAAGGCGGCGAGAGGAACUCAAGAGGAAGAUGGAAGAGAUAAAACGGAAGAGGGCAGAAAUAGAGCGGAAGAAAAAGGAAGAGGAGGAGGAGAAGGCCCGUGAAGAGCAAGAAAAGCGAGAUAAAGAGAACCGAGAACGAGAAUAUCGCUUAUGGAAAGAGAAGAGAGCCAAAGAAAAGGCUGCCAAAGAAGCUGCUGAGCGAGAGGCAAAAGCAGCCAAGGAGGCAGCUGAGAAGGAGGCUGCAGAAAAGGCUGCAAAGGAGAAGGCCAGACAAGAGGCUGCAGCAAGAUAUGCAGCAGCAAAAGAAGCGGCGGCUGCCAAACGAGCGGCGGCUGCUUCUACCGUUGCCCCUUCGGUUUCUCCAUCGAUUGUAUCAGGUUCAAAAGUGUCAUCUACAGCGAAAACUUCACCUGUUAAACCAAAACCUCAACCGCCAUCGCCAGAGAAGAAAGCGCCAUUGCCAGAGAAGAAACUACCAGCCCUGAAACCGGCACGAGAAAGGCCUCCCUUCCCGUCCGUCAAGACGGCAACAGAAACAGAAGACGAUGCCUACUCAUUUCGUCCCUAUGACCGACCGAGAUCGAGUGUCAACAGACCCGGCCAUGCGCCAUCCGUCCUAUCGGAGUCAACUUAUGCUCCUUCUCAAUCAACUGCAAACACCACACCUCCUCCAUCUCAACGAGGGCCAUAUAUGACCAAAAACCCAGACAAGAUUAUCAUUCACGGCGUAUAUACCUUUAACAACGCGUUCAUGAGGACUCCCAUCGCUCAACUGGUAUCCGGAGUAGGCUCAGUUACAGAUGGCCUCAUUCUCCGAAUGACGACCGAAGGUAUGUUUGUCGACGAUGACGUCAGAGGGGUAGCACAGAGAGAAUGGGAUAUCAAGGCAUGGACUAUGAAACUAGUAGAGGUAUGGUGCCCUUUGCAUUCUGCGAAUAGCAAUCCUCCGGCUCGCUCAGGCCAUGGAAAGCUCAACCCAUUUCGAUUUGGCAAUUCGCACUCGUCGUCCAAGCCGCCUAGCAGCGAGGAGUCGGACGGGUUUGUUACAGGGAUGCUCAAGACCUGUAAAGACAAAUGCCGUUUCGGGGCGAGUACUGCCAGCGAUACGAGUAGUUCUGUUUAUCAUAGUGCUGGUAGUGGUAUUAACCAAGACAUCCUACAGACAGCAGAAUCACGCGGCCUGCAUGUUAUCAGAACCAGUCUCAGAGAUCAAGAGGGCAAGCGGUUUAUCUUCGUCCUCGAUGAGAGUGAAGCUUGGAAGGUUGCCCUUGGCCUUCAGCGUCUGAGAAAGGGUAGCCAGGUUCGUGCCUUGGGAGUAUGUGGACUACCAGCAAACGAGACCACUGCCAUUCUUGGAAACCUAGGUUACUAA